Morchella sextelata is the source of this 1572-nucleotide messenger RNA. RefSeq lists its product as uncharacterized. Gene Ontology annotation, cellular component: nucleus. Gene Ontology annotation, molecular function: DNA binding. The coding region runs from base 1 to 1572 and encodes 523 amino acids. The transcript is spliced from 4 exons. The record is from RefSeq and is a predicted model, not a curated record. NCBI's taxonomy places the organism in Eukaryota, Fungi, Ascomycota, Pezizomycetes, Pezizales, Morchellaceae.
AUGGGGAGAAGCCGUGAAAAGGAAAAGGAGAACUUCAACAAGAGGGUGGAGGAUGCGAGGAGAGACCUUGAUAGUGGGCGCAUUAAGACAAUUAGGGAGGCAGCGGACGUGCAUGGAAUAGCCUACACUACCCUUCAAAACAGAUUAGCUGGUUCUAGAACGCGUCAAGAUGCUCAUACGGACCAGCAAAACCUUACUCCUAUCGAGGAAACAGCUAUCAAAAAAUGGAUCCUGAAAUUAGAUGAUUGGGGUUUUCCGCCCCGACACCAAUAUGUGAAGGAUAUGGCUUUAGAUUUCCUCAGAAGUCAUGGAAUUCGAAAACCCAAGCUAGGCAAGAACUGGUUAACACGGUUUCUCGCUCGUCAUCCUGAUUUAGCUUCUAAAUUUUCAACCCGUCUGGACAAACAACGCUCGUAUGCCAGUAAUCCCGCGGUUUUGAAAGAUUUUUUUACACAGCUUCGGCGCGUAGUUGUGACACAUAAUAUACUUCCUGACGAUACCUACAAUAUGGACGAAAAAGGAGCGAAUGGUCGUACGCGGUUAUUGAUACUUGAUGGACAUGUUUCGCACUGCACUUGGGAAUUCUUUUCCUAUUGUCUUGACAACGAUAUUAUACCCCUCUGUCUUCCCGCACACUCCACACACAUACUACAGCCUUUAGAUGUUGGACUAUUUGGUCCUCUACAACGUCAUUAUACAAAUGCUUUAGACGACUGGACGCAAAACGGAAAUACUGGAAUUCAUAAGGGGACAUUCUUCCCAUUAUUGAUGCAGGCCCGUACCUUUACACAUACACCCAAAAACAUCCUCAACGCGUUCAAAGCUACUGGAAUAUAUCCCCUCAAUCCCCGCCAGGUACUUGAACCGUGCAUUGAAAAGGUCAAGGCCCUAAACACCAAGAAAGAGCAAGCAUUGGGUCCCCGUACACCCCGCCAUGGAAAAGGCAUUUCAAUUCACACCAAGCGCACCAUUGCUUUAGUAGGCAAUGCAACACCUAGUAGAAAGCUGGCGCAAAUUAUGGUUGAGAAACUGGGCCUUGCCGCUGAAGAAUCAUCAGCAGAGGUAGUUGUCCUACGGCAGGAGUUAGCAUAUUUGAGGAAGAAAGAAAAAGCAAAUUCCGACUCCUCAAGGGUACAAAGUAGAGCUGUUCUCUCCAAAGCCCUCGUAGUUACUACAGAUGAGGUUGUACGUCUGCGCAAUCAAUGGGAGGAAAAGCAAAAGCUCACCGCUGCGAGAGCUAUAGCAAAAGAGUUGAAGGCAGCGGAGCGGACAUCAAAGAGCGCCGAGACAGACUGCGCCGAGCCCGCAAAUCUCGGCAGGAAACUCACCAAGGUUAGAGGCCGUCCAAAGAGACAGCUUCCAAUUGAGGAACUGGCUGAACCUGUGACUCAAGACCCUGAAGGCUCAGAGUGCGAGUGGGAAGAGCUGGAAGCGGAUAGGUGCACCCCUACAAAUAUCACAACCCAAAGUGGUAAGAAAAAUGCCCGGAAAAUGAAAAUAUAUUUUGUAAAUAAUAGUAGUAAUAGUCCAAAGCCGGGGGAUUCUGUUAGGAGACUUAGAUCUAGAAAAUAA